UACAAACACAGGAGGAUUUAAAUACAGUGAAGGUCACACAACAUACUUAAAUAUAUUCACUGGAGAGUCAAAACAGCUCAGACUUCACAUGUGGCAAGGCAGUAGCAGUGAGUCAGUAAAGGAAACAACCGGAAGAGUGUUGGGUCGAGAUCAAGUAUGAAGAGAUUAAAUCGCGUUUCCCCAAGUGGUCAUGACAACCCAGGUCUGGAGCUCAGGAAUGCAAUGUCCAGCCAGUUAAUGCAGCAACAUACUGGUACCAGUACCUCUGUAAGGUCAACCUCAGUGGUGCGCUCUGUUAGCCAAUGGGCUUCAUAUGCCCGGGGUCGGUGGAAACGUGCUACUCGUAAAUGCACAAAGAGAAAAGCCUCAGGGGAAUCUUCAAGCAACAAGUAUAAGGGCCUUGCCUGGGAGGAAGAUGUUUUAGAUGGAGCUGCCAAAGAGCAUCAAUUAAACAAACGCCUGCUGGAUCACUUCAGAGUGCUGGCUGCCAACAACGAGGACACAGAUGAGGUUGAUCUGCAGUACCUGAACGAAAUCCUUGGAGAUGGCGCUGAUCCCAAUUCAGCAGACAAAUAUGGACAGACAGCACUUCAUGAGAUCUCACGAGCCUGGAAUGUAGAUGUGAUGAGGUUCUUCUUUGAGAGAGGAGCUGAUAUCUGCAGACCUGAUGCAUUUGGGGUUACACCUCUUCACGUGGCUGCAGCCUUGGACUAUGAAGAUAUGAUCCGUUUUCUUCUGGAAAGAGGAGCUGACGUUGAGGCCCAGACAUACAGGGACAUGCAAACACCAUUACACUUUGCUGCUAAGAACGAUGCGACUGAGGCCAUUCAGAUCCUGCUGCAGAGCGGAGCAAACAUUGCUGCACACGACUACAAACAAAGAACUCCACUACAGCUUGCUGCCAACUUGGAUCGCAGUGAAGCCGCACAGACCCUCUUGGAGCUGGGGGCAGAUGCUGGGGUUCAGGAUUCUGAUGGACAGCUGUGUAUCACUGCCAUGAUUGACAAGAUGACGCCUGUGGCCAAUUUGGCACUAAAUCAAUUUCUUGUGAAAGACCGAAUGACACGCCAGCAGUUCUUCUACCUUCACUUGCUGGAACCAGAGCGAACAUGGCAGAAAACAUCGCCAGGGAAAACUAAAAGUGAGCCGACAUCACCGCUCGCGUUUAUAGUGCAUCAAGGGAAACUGGAUCUUAUUAUGCAUCCGGUCAUGUUAAAGCUCAUCACAGUCAAAUGGAACCUGUAUGGCAGACUCGGUGCAUGGAUCCUCCUGCUGCUCAAUUUUUUAUUUAUCGUUUCCUGGACCACAGUGGCCAUAUCGGUGUCUGUGUCUUCAGAUGAGGAAAAACGCUAUGUUUUCCCUAAGGACUGGUGGCGUGUUAUUGUGGUUAUGAUAGCCUUAGGGCUGACUAUGCUGGAGGUGUACAGGGAGGUGAUGGAGAUUCUGCGCUCUGUUAAAAAGCUCAAAUAUUGGCAGCAGUGGUGUGAACAGAGACUCAAUGAGGAUCUUGCCUGCACACACCCCAUGUGGCCAGAGGAACGUCAUUACUUUGAGGGUCAGAUUAAAUUCAUUCACAGCAUCAAGGGAAGCUACAUGCAGGAUCCCUGGAAUAUAUUUGAUUGGCUUGUGUACACAUUGCUGAUAGCAGUUUUGGGUCUUCACAUGGCUGAUGUUUACCUGGUGUCUCAAACACUCAGAAUGUAUAGCCUCCGAAUGUUUGCUGUGGCCGUCAUCGUCCUCUGGCUCAGGUUGAUGAAGCAUGUCAGAGGAUUUAGGGUUAUGGGUCCUUUCAUUGUCAUGCUGGGGAAGAUAGUUGGGGAUGUUCUGCGCUUCCUCUUCUUAUACGCUGAGAUCUAUGUCCCAUAUGCCUGUGCUUUCUGGAUUAUAUUUGGAGGCUCAACAGCUGUACCUAGUAUGAAAACCGUGCCACAGAUGCUCUAUAGCCUGUACCGUAUUACACUAGUGGACGAUUAUGAGUUUGAUGCUAUGGUAGCUGUAGACCCUAUUAUGGCUCACUUGCUCUGUGGUACAUUCCUGGCCCUGUCUGCUGUUCUGUGUGUCAACCUAAUGAUUGCUCUGCUCUCAGACACCUUUCAAAGAGUAUAUGACAAUGCCCUGGCGAACGCAGUGAUGCAACAGGCAUCCAUAAUCCUGCAGGUGGAAGAAUCCAUGCCUCAGCUGUGGCAUUUCUAUGACAAGCAGUAUAUCCACAGAUGCUGUGCCCCACUUGGGGAGUUUUAUGAUGAUGACCUCCUAACAGAUCCAGACCAGCAUGAAAGGAUGAAGAAACUUGCAGCAGAGAUUAAGGAUACUUUGAAUGAAUACCUGAAAAUCCAAAAAGAAGCCAAACUACUCAACCCAGUUCAACCUGAUAAUGAUAACCGAUCUCCCAGGAAUAGUUCCUCAUCUCAACAUGAACCUCUGAGCAGUCUAAUGAGGCUGGAAAAGGACCAACAGCAGCAGAUUAAAGAUCUGCAAGACCUAAGGGAAGAUGUAAAAAAGCUCCAGGGAUUACUGCUACAGCUAAUGCAGACAAGAUCUACACCAUGUAAGUGCUGUUGUGGAAACAAGCAAGAAGAAAGUUAAUAGUUGU
Messenger RNA from Silurus meridionalis, 2593 nucleotides. RefSeq names its product transient receptor potential channel pyrexia. The transcript is spliced from 20 exons. Gene Ontology annotation, biological process: calcium ion import across plasma membrane. The record is from RefSeq and is a predicted model, not a curated record. Lineage: Eukaryota; Metazoa; Chordata; Actinopteri; Siluriformes; Siluridae. Bases 157 to 2586 code for a protein of 809 amino acids. Gene Ontology annotation, molecular function: protein binding; calcium channel activity. Gene Ontology annotation, cellular component: membrane.